This is a messenger RNA of Penicillium egyptiacum, 828 nucleotides long. The record is from the annotation of a GenBank genome assembly. Lineage: Eukaryota; Fungi; Ascomycota; Eurotiomycetes; Eurotiales; Aspergillaceae.
AUGUGCUUAGCUAGAAUUCGAGCACCUAGCAUAGCUCACCUCCUCGACGACAUGUCUGGCGACAAGGGCAUUUGGUACUUCGCCUAUGGCUCCAACAUGCGCUCGUCCGUUAUGAAACGACGAGGAAUUACUGCGCUAGAUGCCAAAUUGGUUGUUGUUCCCUCGCACUAUCUCACGUUUGACAUUUUCGGGAUCCCCUACGCGGAACCCUCUUUUGCUAGUAUCGCCGCCUUCGUGCCAGAAAAAGUGACGAUACUGCAAACAGCAUCCCCUGCAAGGCACACAUUGGUCCCUGCCGCCCACGGUGUCGCAUACCUCUUGACCCCUGCAGACUACCGCCAGCUAGUAAUUAGCGAGGGUGGUGGAGUCGCAUAUAAUGAAAUCGAAGUCGAUGCUAAAAUCCUCCAUCUGGAUGAUGGUGGGCACGAACCAACGAAGCUGGUUGCGCGGACCCUACAGGCCAAAUACCCCUGGGAGCCCAAUGGGUCUCCUAGCGCACGAUAUCUUGGCCUCCUCUCUGAAGGAUGUAAGGAGUGGAAGAUACCUGAAGACUAUUGCACUUAUAUCGACUCGCUUCCCUCAUACAAUCCCUCUCGAUCAGUCAUCACGCGUGUGGGAGGAAUGAUUUUUCUCUCCUUUUGGCGACCUCUCCUGCGUGCUUUAGUUCUACUUAUCAAAGCAAAAACGGAUACUCAUGGACACUGUCCAAGGUGGUUGGGAUGGGUGAUUAUGACUAUGUAUGGACUGAUGUGGAUGUGCCAUGACAACAUUCAAUCCAGGGUUUGGGGAAGGGGAGAUGGCACGAAGUUGAACUUUCUGGCUGUAUGA